Molecule: messenger RNA, 3609 nt
Organism: Paralichthys olivaceus (Japanese flounder)
Lineage: Eukaryota; Metazoa; Chordata; Actinopteri; Pleuronectiformes; Paralichthyidae
Gene: dgkaa
Product: diacylglycerol kinase, alpha a
Biological process (GO): lipid phosphorylation; intracellular signal transduction; diacylglycerol metabolic process
Cellular component (GO): plasma membrane
Molecular function (GO): calcium ion binding; ATP-dependent diacylglycerol kinase activity
Source: RefSeq, a predicted model, not a curated record
CCUCCUGUCUCCUCCUGUCUGCAGGGAAACUUAACGGACUCUUUGCUCCUCAGCGGAAAAUCCUGGAUUUUCAUCUCAUGAGUUUCCUGGAGAACUGAUCCAGCGACAGAAAGGUAAAGAGACACACACAGAGAGAGAGAGAGAGAGGGAGAGAGAGGGAGAGAGAGGGAGAGAGGUGCAGACUCGUCGCGUUGAAGUUUCAGCUGCAGAGACUCGACAUCGAGCGGAUCUUGCUGCCACAACAUGCAGCCAGUUAGUGCAGAAGCAGGCACUAUGUCCACCCCCACAAACCCAGAGGUGAAGGAACUGAACCCUGUCGACUUUAUCCAGCUGCAGCAGUACAUCGAGUACUGCAGCUUGAAGGUGAAGGAUGUGCUGAGGGAAUUUGAUGCAGAUGGCAGUCUGGCCCGGCACAGACACGGAGAGUGCAUCAAUGAAGAAGGCUUUCGUCUGUUCCUGAAGACGUAUUUAGAGGUGGAGGACGUCCCUGUGGCCCUCUGCCAGCGACUCUUCCUCUCAUUCCAGAACUCUGAACCCAGCCAGGAAGAUAGCACCAAGGAGGUUUUCCUGAAGGAUGUGUCAUGUUACUUCUCUCUGCUGGAGGACGACCAGCCCCGGGACAAACUGGAGUUUGCUUUCAAGCUCUAUGACAGAGAUGGGAACGGAGUCCUCGACAGCUCUGAAGUGGACAGGAUUAUUGCUCAGAUGAUGCAUGCUGCAGAAUACCUGGGCUGGGAUGUGUCAGAGUUGAGGCCGGUUCUGAAGGACAUGAUGACGGCUAUUGAUGCUGACAGCAGUGGCACGGUGUCUCUGGAGGAGUGGGUGGAGGGAGGCAUGAACAACGUUCCCUUGCUGGUGCUGCUGGGUCUGAAGCAGAUGACCCAGAAGGACGGUCAGCACCUUUGGAGGAUGAAACAUUUCAACAAGCCGGUUUACUGCAACGUGUGUCAGAGCUUGCUGCUGGGUCUGAGGAAGCAAGGGCUGUGCUGCACCUGCUGCAAGUACACAGUCCACGGACGCUGCGCUAACAAGAACCCGGCUCCUUGCACCAGGACGUACGUGAAGUCGAAGAAAGACAUGGGGGUUCCAGCACACGACUGGGUGAGUGGGAACUGUGACUCGAGGAAGUGUGAUAAAUGCCAGAAGAAGAUCAAGAGCUUCCAAGGCUUAACGGGCAAACACUGUGUGUGGUGCCACACGAUGUGUCACGACGAAUGUGCCGACCAGGAGCCAACGGAGUGCUCCUGUGGGCCGCUCAGAGACCAUGUCCUGCCUCCAUGGGCCAUAUAUCCUGUUAUAAAGGAGAGACCAAACAACGUGAAGAAUUGCUGCUCGAGUUCGACGGACGACAGCGAGCUCAAUACUACUCCUGAUGGACAAGUGCUGCAGAUCAGCCCUGUGUCAAACACCCAUCCUCUUCUCGUGUUUGUUAAUCCCAAAAGUGGAGGCAAGCAGGGAGAAAGGGUCCUGCGUAAAUUUCAGUUUUUGCUGAACCCGCGGCAGGUUUACAACCUUUCAAAUGGUGGACCUGGACCAGGACUGAGCUUCUUCAGAAAUCUGCAGAACUACAGGAUCUUGGUGUGCGGGGGAGACGGCACCGUUGGCUGGAUCCUGGACGCGAUAGACAAAGCCAACCUGCAGGUACGACCACCUGUCGCCGUGCUUCCUCUGGGAACAGGAAAUGACCUUGCACGAUGUCUGCGAUGGGGAGGAGGAUAUGACGGCGAGGAUCUGACUCGUAUUCUUAAAGACAUCGAGGGGAGCUCUCAGGUGCUGAUGGACCGCUGGAGCGUGCAGGUCAUCACAGAUGAGAACCAGGAGAAGGGUGACCCGGUGCCGUAUGAAAUCAUCAACAACUACUUGUCCAUUGGAGUUGACGCCUCCAUCGCUCACCGCUUUCACACGAUGAGGGAGAAACAUCCACAGAAAUUCAACAGCAGAAUGAAGAACAAGCUGUGGUAUUUUGAAUUCGCCACGUCAGAAACCAUCUCUGCUUCCUGCAAGAAGCUGAACGAAAGCCUAACGAUCGAGUGCUGCGGUACUCCCCUGGACCUCAGCAGCCUGUCUCUGGAGGGCGUUGCUGUACUCAACAUUCCCAGCAUGCACGGUGGCUCCAACCUGUGGGGCGAGACCAAAAAAGGAGACGCUAAGGCGCUGUCCAGUCAGGAGGAGCCACAGGUGAUCAUCGACCCAGAGAUCCUCAAAGUGACGUCCCAAGAUCUCAGUGACCGUCGUUUAGAAGUGGUCGGCCUUGAAGGAGCCAUGGAGAUGGGGCAGAUCUACACGGGCCUGAAGAGCGCGGUGAGGCUCGCCAAAACGUCCCAGAUCACCAUCAGGACAAAGAAAGCAUUACCAAUGCAGAUAGAUGGGGAGCCGUGGAUGCAGCCUCCCUGCACGAUUCACAUCACUCACAAGAAUCAAGCCAGCAUGUUGAUGGGUCCUCAGGCCAAAUCUACUGGGUUCUUCAACUACAAAUGAAAUGAAAUCCACUGACUUCAUGCACUCGUCCACUGUAAAUAAAGAACUGACACUUUGUAGUUUUCAAUAUAUAAAAUCGAUUUGAAUGUGUCUGUUGUAGAAUAAUCACCUGGUAACAGUCAAAGGUUCUGCAUCUCUGUAACUUAUAACCAAAGCAUGGCACUGUAUGAAAUACAAGCUGUAACAUGUGUUGCAUCGUGGCAGAAUGAACUCGACCAAAUUCACUCAGUGUUUCUUUCUGGAUGCUCGACACUGUCGCUGCCUCUGUCUCGAUGCUUCGUGGUGAGUGAGUGGGAACGCCGCUCACCCGGAACGUAAAGCAAAAUGAAAGUAAAGAAGAGUAUUUAGCUUCGUGUGCCUUUAACAGUCUGUUCUUUGUGGUUGUUGAGGCGUAGGUAGAAGAAAUGCAGGGCGCUGUGCAGGCAUGCAGUUUGGACGUGGACCAUGUGGUGUUGUUUUUCGUGUGGCUGUGAAGACGCUGGCAUUGACGGUUUUUGGCGGCAGGAGUGAAGGAUAGAUGAGGUUAUGUUUGAGAUUAUGUCUGAAGUCAUUUGUAUUUUUUUUUCUCCUACAUUUCAGAAGAUACUUGAAAGUGUUUUAGGGAACAGAUACAGGACAAUCAUUGCCAAAAGGUCUGAGUGUUGAUGCAGCAGUCGGCCUGCUCUGUUGUUCCUGUGUGUGUGUGUGUGUGUGUGUGUGUGUGAGUGAGAAAGAGAGAGAGAGAGAGAGAGAGAGAGAGAGAGUACUUGUUAUGUCUUUGUGAGGACCAGUUUGAGUCACAGAUCUUAUGGAGUGAGGGCAUUUUAUUCAGUCCUCACAACUUGAGGCUGUUUGAGGGAUAAUAAGUGUUUUUAGGGUUGAUGGUCGUGUGUGUGUGUGUGUGUGUGUGUAUCAGAGCUUAAAGUCUGCUGUACAUGUUGACUGUGGAAAGUUGUGAUAUGUUCACUUCUAACUUAUAAACUGAGACGACUUGGAUUUUCAAACCACCGAUUCAAACCUGUUCAAACAUAUAUAAUCCUUAUUUAAAUGCUUUAUCCAUCAUAUCAUUUCACUGUAUCUAGAGAAUGUUAACGUAAUAUAUCUGGAAUAACACACUGUGUGAAGACUUUAAUAAAUCGUCUGCGCUUCUCG